Molecule: messenger RNA, 2380 nt
Organism: Dreissena polymorpha
Lineage: Eukaryota; Metazoa; Mollusca; Bivalvia; Myida; Dreissenidae
Product: cytochrome P450 2H2-like
Exons: 8
Coding region: 166-1686 (506 amino acids)
Molecular function (GO): iron ion binding; oxidoreductase activity, acting on paired donors, with incorporation or reduction of molecular oxygen; monooxygenase activity
Source: RefSeq, a predicted model, not a curated record
CUUCAAUACCGGCGACCUUCACCUUUCAUAAUAGAACAUGCACAAUUUAGCAUAACCUUGGAGUAUGUAGAUUUACGAGCGUGUACGUACAGGCGAACACUAUUUGUAUCAUAGGGAACUAUUGUACUUGCUUUGCCUUGGGACUAUCCGCGCCCAACAGCGGCCAUGCUGACGUUCAUUAUCGGUGCCAUCGCCGUCGUUUUACUCCUAACACAUCUGUACAGCGCAUACGCAAAACACCACCGUCAGUACGGUGACAUACCCGCUGUCGAUGGUCGACUACCGAUCGUCGGUAACAUAUUCGAUUUGUCCAAAACGCAUAUAGUCCUGACCGACUGGUACCGGAAGUACGGUCCCGUCUUCCGGUUCAAUCUAUAUGGGGAGGAAGUAGUAGUUCUCAGCAGCUACGAGAGCGUGUUUGAGGCCUUGGUGACGCGCGGGAGCGACUUCGCCGGCCGGCCGCACAUGUCGCGCACGGACUAUGAGGGUCGGAACCGGAACUCGAUUGUGUGGCAAUCGUACACGCCGAAAUUACAGUUUCUACGGAAGCAGAUACAUUCCUCAUUGCGCAUGUACGGAAAUGGCUUGGGUCGUCUGCAACACCGGUGCGGGUUCGAGCUCGAGCAGCUGUUGAACCGGAUCGAGUCCCAACCCGACUUGACCUUUGACCCUUGGAGUCUACUGUACGACUCCGCGUGCAACAUCAUGCUAGAUCUGACAAUAGGCACAAGAUUUCCGUAUGAAGGAGAAGAUUUAUCCCAGCUCAAGAAAAUUAACGGCCUGUUUAAUCAUUCCUUCGGGCCCGGGGCAAGCCGCAUUUUGGACCGGUUUCCGUUCCUCAACUGUAUACGAGACGAGUUCAAAUCUCUGAAGACCGCGGUUGAUAUGCGUAACAGCUUCUGGGCGGACCAUAUCGGUAACCUACAGCGUCCCAGUACCCAGGACGAGUGCGUGAUACAGAGUCUAAGAGACCUCGCGGCCAAGAGCUCGAACUCGCACUUUGACAUCUCUGAGGCCACUCUGAAAGAGACCUUCACCAAUCUCAUACUGGCAGGAACGGACACCACUACCACCGCCAUCACUUGUUUAUUACUGGUUCUACUCCACAAACCGGAAAUUCAAGACCGCAUGUACCAGGAGCUUGACCACGUGGUCGGCAGAUCGCGUGCCCCGUCGCUUAGCGACCGCUCUUCGAUGCCAUAUACGGAGGCGUGCUUGUUCGAGACUUUGCGGUUAAUAUCGCACGUGCCGCUUGCGGUGCCACACGCUACAAUAUGUGAUACCACUGUCCUUGGAAAGAGGAUUCCAAAAGAUACAACGGUGUACAUCAACCUGUGGUCUCUCCACCACGACCCGGAAGUGUGGCCUGACCCCUGGGAGUUCGACCCCGGUCGCUUCCUGGACGCUGACGGUCACCUAUUACCGCCGCACCACGAAUGUCGACGAAGGCUACUUGUAUUUGGUGCUGGCCGACGCGUGUGUCUCGGGGAGUCGCUUGCUAAGAACCGUCUCUUCCUGUUCACCACUGCCCUGCUGCAGCGUUACGACUUCCGGCCCGCAUCGUCACUUCCAGAUCUCGACCCUCGCAAGUUCUCCCUGGGAAUCGUCCUUCAUCCGGGUCACUUUAAUAUAAAAGCGAUUAAGCGGACAAAUGUUGAUACAACCAUAUCAGGUUGUGGAAGUUGAUGACAAUCUAUAUUAAUAUAAAAAUUUACAUGAUAACACCUACAUCCGAGUCUCAAAGAGGGUUGUAUGUUUGUUAUUGUUAAAUUGUCAUUAUUUGUUAAUGAGAAGAAUAACCUUACAGAUAUUAUAUUUAGUUUUAAGAGUAUGUGUGCUUCAAGUUAUGUGUACGACAGUUUUGCUAGAAAGCACAUUUGUUUAAAUUCUCGAGAUUUUGUUGCAUAUUUACCACAACAAUUUUACACGGGAAUAUCUGUAUCCUACGACUUGUUGCUGUUUCGUACUAUUUUGGCACUUUGUCACUUGCCAUAAAUAAAAGACCACACAAUUGUGUAUAAUAAUAAUGCAAUACUGCUCCAGCAGCUGGAGUUUCACUUCUUUAUAACGACGCUUGUAAUACAAAAUGGCGAUGCUUCUUAAACUCGUUGUACCCAGGAUGAUGUGCUCGAUGUUAAAUUCCAAUGUACUCCGGUUCGUACCUUAAAAGGGCCUUUGCACGUUGUGGUAAAUUGACAAAAAUUAAAAUGGUUGUUUCAGAUUCGCAGAUUUUCGUUUUAGUUAUGAUAUAUGUGAGGAAACAGUAAAUCUGAACAUUUACCAUGCUCUAAAAUAUCCAUCAUAUGCAUCUUUUGAAGAUUUAAAAACCUGCAAAUUAUAAAGCGUUGCAACGCGAAACGAUUAAAUAAUUUGGAGAGUC